Molecule: messenger RNA, 1023 nt
Organism: Geosmithia morbida
Lineage: Eukaryota; Fungi; Ascomycota; Sordariomycetes; Hypocreales; Bionectriaceae
Product: sedoheptulose-bisphosphatase
Exons: 1
Coding region: 1-1023 (340 amino acids)
Biological process (GO): gluconeogenesis; fructose 6-phosphate metabolic process; fructose metabolic process
Cellular component (GO): cytoplasm
Molecular function (GO): fructose 1,6-bisphosphate 1-phosphatase activity
Source: RefSeq, a predicted model, not a curated record
AUGGCCGACAAGUUCCAGGGGAGCCCAUCCCUGCGGGCUCUGCUGCAGUCGGCCGUCCCGCAGAGCAGCCGGACGGCUCUGCGGUCGUCGGUGCUGCCGGCCCUGCUGACGGCCGUGUCGGACAUCGCCGCGGCGCUGCGCACGUCGGGCCCCGUAGCGGCCGAGGGCACGUCCAACGACUUCGGCGACGAGCAGCUCAACGUGGACCUGUCGGCGGAGCGGGCGAUGCGGACGGCGCUGGCGCGCUGCCCGAGCGUGGCGACGGCCAGCAGCGAGGAGGACCCGGUGGAGACGUCGGUCAACCCGGACGGGGCCGAGCACGACGGCGACGCGACGGGCGAGCGGUACACGGUGGCCUUUGAUCCGCUGGACGGGUCGUCCAUCAUCGGGCCCAACUGGAGCGUCGGCGCCAUCGUGGGCGUGUGGGACGGCACGUCGGCCCUGGGCCGGGACCCGAGGACCGGCCAGGUCGCCGCCGUGCUGGGCGUCUUCGGCCCGCGCACCACGGCCGUCGUGGCCGUGCGCGUGCCCGGCUCGCCCUCGGACGCCCUCUGCCUCGAGCUGGGGCUCGACCGGGCCGGCCGCUGGGACGUGGUGCGCGACCGGGUCCGGCUGCAGCUCUCGCCGCCGUACCGGACGCGCUACUUCGCCCCCGCCAACCUCCGCGCCGCCGCCGACGACCCCGGCUACAUGUCCCUCGUGACCAGGUCCGUCGGCGAGAGGUACACCCUGCGCUACAGCGGCGGGCUCGUCCCCGACCUGGUGCACGCCCUCGUCAAGGGUCACGGCCUCUACGUCUCGCCCGUCACGCCCGCCAGCCCGCCGAAGCUGCGCAGGCUGUACGAGCUGUGUCCCGUCGCCCUGAUCGUCGAGUGCGCUGGGGGCGCCGCCGUCGACCCAGCCCUGGGGAGACCCGUCCUCGACGCUCCGCUCGCUCACACCGAUGAGCGUGGCGGGCUGGUCUGCGGGAACAGGGACGAGGUCGAUCGGGCCCUGCGCAUUCUCGCCUCCGACACCGCAUGA